Messenger RNA from Onychomys torridus (southern grasshopper mouse), 1309 nucleotides. RefSeq names its product N-terminal Xaa-Pro-Lys N-methyltransferase 1 (gene Ntmt1). The coding region runs from base 251 to 922 and encodes 223 amino acids. Gene Ontology annotation, molecular function: N-terminal protein N-methyltransferase activity. Gene Ontology annotation, cellular component: cytoplasm. The record is from RefSeq and is a predicted model, not a curated record. The transcript is spliced from 4 exons. Lineage: Eukaryota; Metazoa; Chordata; Mammalia; Rodentia; Cricetidae.
AUGCAGAAGGAUCGCGGACCUUAAGGCCAGCACUCAGUUAUGUAGUCGGACUCUGUCUCGAAGGAAAGAUAUAUCCUUAAGUAAACUGGUGCUUAGUUCGAGAGAUAUCAUCAGCUGCGGAUCCUUCAUCUUGAAGUCCGGGAGGGCCUUCCGUGUAGGCAAAAAACUGGGUUUAGGAACCCGCGGGACAGUGCGUUCAGGAGAGCAGUGAGCUGUCAGGCGGAGGUGCAAAGCUGUGGCCGGUGACAUCAUGACAAGCGAGGUGAUUGGAGAUGAGAAACAGUUUUAUUCCAAGGCCAAGACCUACUGGAAGCAGAUCCCGCCCACGGUGGACGGCAUGCUUGGGGGGUAUGGCCACAUCUCCAACAUCGACCUCAACAGCUCCCGGAAGUUUCUGCAGAGGUUUUUAAGGGAAGGACCAAACAAGACGGGGACUUCCUGUGCCCUAGACUGUGGCGCUGGCAUCGGAAGGAUCACCAAGCGCCUGCUCCUGCCGCUCUUCAGAGUGGUGGACAUGGUGGACGUGACAGAGGACUUUCUGGCCAAAGCCAAGACCUACCUGGGGGAAGAGGGCAAGAGGGUGAGGAACUACUUCUGCUCUGGGCUGCAGGACUUUAGCCCAGAGCCCAACUCCUAUGAUGUGAUCUGGAUCCAGUGGGUCAUAGGCCACCUGACAGAUCAGCACCUGGCUGAGUUUCUGCGCCGCUGCAAGCGGGGCCUGCGCCCCAACGGCAUCAUCGUCAUCAAAGACAACAUGGCCCAGGAGGGUGUGAUCCUGGACGACGUGGACAGCAGUGUGUGCCGUGACCUCGAGGUGGUCCGCCGCAUCAUCCGUAGUGCGGGCCUCAGCCUCCUGGCUGAGGAGCGCCAGGAGAACCUGCCUGAUGAAAUCUACCACGUCUACAGCUUUGCCCUGAGAUGAGGCCAGGACCAGAGCUCGGGGCCAGCAGCUGGUGGGCCACUAGACACCUGCCAUCCACCUUUGACUCCAGUGGGGAGGGAAAAGCCCUGGGAAGGUGUGCUGUGGACUGGGGUGGUAUACCCGUCACUCCAAAGCACCCGGGCAUAUGGAAAGCUGAGUUGUCACCCGUAGGACUGGCUGCCAAGACUUGAAGUGUGUAAACUGUUGACCCAGGACAGCCAGGAGAGUCACACGCAGUGCCUGCCGGAUGGUACCACUUACAGGAUUGGUCCUAGUCCCAAUCCUCUGGUGACAGUGCCUGGAGUAAGGGGAGGUUUUCUCGCCUCUUCAGCUCCUCCCUGACAGGUAUUUGUGGUCAAUAAAAGGGUGAACCCUGUUCUCAAAUGC